Molecule: messenger RNA, 4054 nt
Organism: Chelmon rostratus (copperband butterflyfish)
Lineage: Eukaryota; Metazoa; Chordata; Actinopteri; Chaetodontiformes; Chaetodontidae
Product: caspase recruitment domain-containing protein 10
Exons: 24
Coding region: 143-3244 (1033 amino acids)
Biological process (GO): regulation of apoptotic process
Molecular function (GO): protein binding
Source: RefSeq, a predicted model, not a curated record
AGGGGCCAAAGGUGUGCGCUCCAGUCAGGUGGCGCCCACACACUGAUCUGUCAGCGCGCAGUUUCGCUCCGGACUGGAGCUGAAGGGGAUGUAGAGCGGCUGGUCGCCACAUCUUCAGAGCGGAUUCAAGCAAGUACAAGACAUGAGUGGUGUCACCGUUUGGGCGGAGGAGGGGGGCAUAUCCCAGGAGGAGGUGCGAUCUUCUCCCUCGUGGUCAGAGGAGCGCUGUGAGGAGCUUUGGGAUCGCGUGGAGGGCGUGCGGCACAAGCUCACCCGCAUCCUCAACCCGGCCAAACUCACCCCGUAUCUGCGCCAGUGCAAGGUCAUCGACGAGCAGGAUGAAGACGAGGUGCUCAACUCCACUCAGUACCCGCUGCGCAUCAGCAAGGCCGGCCGUCUGCUGGACAUUCUGCGCGGUCAGGGCCAGCGAGGUCUUCAAGCCUUCAUGGAAUCGCUGGAGUUCUACCACCCAGAGCAGUACACGCAGCUGACUGGAGAGCAGCCCACGCAGCGGUGCUCCCUCAUACUUGAUGAGGAGGGUCCGGAGGGUUUGACCCAGUUUCUGCUCCUGGAGGUGCGUAAGCUGAGGGAGCAGCUGCGAAACAGCCGCGUGUGCGAGCGCCGCCUGUCUCAGCGCUGCCGCAUGGCGGAGGAGGAGCGCAGCCGCGCUGAACGCAAAGCUCAGGAGUUACGUCAUGACAGGGUGCAGCUGGAGAGGCUGCGACAGGACUGGGAGUCGGCCAGCCGAGAGCUGGGUAAGAUGAAGGACAGGCACCUGGAGCAGGCUGUGAAGUACUCCAGGGCCCUGGAGGAACAAGGCAAGGCCUCCACCCGCGAGAGAGAGCUACUGAGGCAGAUAGAGGAGCUAAGGUCCAGGCUGACAGAAGCAGAGAAACACGAUGCUCCAGGGACUCAUACGCCAGCAAAAAGAAACAGUUUGCUCUCUAAUGGAGUAAACGGCUCUCCACCUGCUUUACCAGAAGAGCCGCUGCAGCCUCCUGAGGUUCAGAAAGCUGAGAAUAAAGGAACUCAUAUGAGGGACUCAGUUCCUGCCAAUGGAGUCAUAGCUCUGAUGGAUAUCCUGCAGCAGGACCGCAGGGAGUCUGCAGAGCAGAGGCAGGAGCUCUGUGAUAUCAUUACCAGACUACAGGGGGAGCUACAGAGCGCUGAGGAGCACAGGGACAAGCUGGAGUCGCAGAGCGAGCAGCUGCAGCUGAAGGUGAGAACUCUCCAGCUGGACUGGGACACUGAGCAGAAGAGGAGCUUGUCCUAUUUCAACCAGAUCAUGGAGCUGGAAAAGGAGAGAGACCAGGCUCUGCACAGUCGAGACAGCCUGCAGCUGGAGUACACCGACUGUCUGCUGGAUAAGAACCGCCUGCGUAAACGCAUUGCGGAGCUGCAGGCCAACCUGGAGCAGCAGCAGAGGGAUCUGGAGAGAGAGAGGGAGAGGAGUCGGGAUCAGGUGAAGCAGAGCAGCCCCUGCCUGCACUGUUCCCACCUGUCCCUGUGCAGCGAGGACCAGUGCUACGGCCCCUGCUGUUCCCUCGGCCUGGACUUGAGACCCCGUCUGCUGCUGCGAAAGGCGCCCUCUAGAGGCCAAGCCAAUGAAAACUCAGAGGCAGACAGACAGACAGAGGAUUCUUGUUGCAAUUCUGAGGAGAAUCUCCUUUUGUCAACAGAAGACAAUGAAAAGGAAAUAAAUCGGCUCUCCACGUUCCCCUUUCCUCCAUGUAUGAACUCCAUCAACCGGCGGUUCAACACAGAGUUUGACUUGGAGUCCUGGGGCAGUGAUGAGAAUGAUAACAUCACAGGUGAGCAGAGUGAAACGUCUUUGUGGGAUUCCUGUAACUCCCUGCACUCUCAUCUCUUCCCCCCUGACCUGGUCAACCUGCCUGCAGUCUCCUCACACCAACCCAACCCCAGCGCUCCCAGGAUACCCCCCAGCUCUCCAUCUUCAAGCCCCCCCGUCUCACCGAAGCACAGAAGAUCCAGUCUAGCUGAUGACAUUGUGAUAGUUGGAGGAAAUCGAACGGGGAUCUUUGUCAGCCAUGUGAGAGCCGGUUCCUCAGCUGAACAAUGUGGGCUGAAGGAGGGCAGUGAGCUGCUGGAGCUGGAGCGGGUUCUGUUUGGUGGGGGCAGUGUGCUGCUGAGCCAGUGCACUGCUGAGGUAGCCCACUUUUCUCUGCAGUGGUGGACCGAGCCUUCAACGCUCAAACACCAGAGCAACCCAGAGGGGUACUCCAAGCUGUGCUCCCAGCUCUCUGCACCUAAUUUUAUGGGUGCUGACUCCUUCUAUGUGCGCGUCAAUCUCAACAUGGAGCCUCUCGGUGACCCGCCGUCUCUGGGUGUGUCCUGUGACGACAUCAUACACGUCACAGACACAAAGUACAAUGGAAAGUACCACUGGCGCUGUUCGCUGGUGGACCCGCACACAGCCAAGCCCCUGCAGGCAGGAACCAUGCCCAACUACAACAGGGCACAACAGUUGUUGCUUGUAAGGCUACGUAAGAUGGCCCUGGAGCAAAAGGACUUCAAGAAGAAGGUGUUCUUGAAGAAAGCAUCUGGACGCGUGCGACUGGUCAAGGCAGUGGACCCCGGCUGCCGUGGGAUCGGUUCCACACAGCAGGUCCUUUACACACUCAGCAAACGUCACGAGGAGCACUUGAUCCCGUACAGCGUAGUGCAGCCGGUGCACGUUCACACCAAGCGGCCGGUCAUCUUCUCCCCCUCUCUUCUCUCUCGUGGUCUCAUAGAGAGGCUCCUGCAACCAGCAGAGUCUGGUUUGAAGUUCAACACCUGCCCACCAGAGCCUAUCCAGGCUUCAGAGAGACGAGACAAGAGAGUGUUCUUAUUGGACUCCUGCAGUCCAGAGCAGGCUCUGGGCAUACGGCUGCAGUCAAUACAGGAUAUCAUCAGCCAGGACAAGCACUGCCUGCUGGAGCUGGGGCUGCACAGUGUUGAGGGCUUAUUAAGACAGGAGAUUUACCCCAUCGUCAUCCAUAUCCGCCCUAAAAACAAGAAGCACAAGAAGCUGAGGAAGUUUUUUCCACGGUGUGGAGAGGACAGCAUAAUGGAGGAGGUAUGCCAGGCCGAAGAGCUGCAGCUGGAGACACUGCCCCUGCUCUACUACACCCUGGAGCCCAGCGCCUGGAGCUGCACUGAUGAGCUGCUGGCAGCCAUAUGCAAUGCCAUCCACAGCCAGCAGAGGGCGGUAGCAUGGGUGGAACUGGAUAGGCUUCAGUAGAGGAGAGAAACUGUGUAGAAAGUGUAUGUUUACUUCAUUUUCCUGUCUUUGAAUAAAGAAUUUGGCAGCUGCCAGCAGGCACCAAACAACAGCCAGGUUUCUAUAAAGGAUUAUCAAUUGUUAGAUCAUCAGUUUUUUCUUCAGAUUCAGCCUAUGUAUGUACAGAUGAACAGGAAUAUUAUAAUUCUCACCUAUAUAGCCAUGCUGGACUGGCAAUAACAGGAGAGUAGUGGGAAAAAAAUUCAAACUAAAACAGAUUUGACCCAGCAAAGACGAUACAUGUCAGCACAGACAUUACUUCACUUACAGUUUUAUUAUAUAACUGAUCACACAAGGUACCCAUUUUUAGGACAUUUGUGUCACCAGGCAUUCAGUCAUGAAGUGAGUGGAAAGUUAAGCUGUGAGGACAUAGUUGAGCUGUGAGGGUAUAGCUGAAGGGGAUGUUGUAAGCAGGGAUGUAGUGGAGAGUACAAAUCUGCAUUUUGUAUUUACAAUAAAGACAGUGUCCUUCUUUUUGGGCUGACAUAAUCUUGAAGAUGUAAACUAAUUAUACAGGUCACACUUAGUAUCAAACUGGUGUAACUGCAGUCAUAUCCACACAGAAUUGUUUAAAUUCAUGACUAGUUUUUAGCUGGGCUGUGUAUGACUGAAAGUCAGCAAGGGCUGCAUUUGUACAAUAUACUGCAACAGAGGCUGUAGAUCACUGUGACCAAAUGAUUUUGUUUUUGAACUGCCAAAUCUUUGUUUUUCGUUUUGUAACCAGUUUAAGAAAUAAAUUAAUCAUAAAAACACGAUUGUGUCACACUUGUG